This is a messenger RNA of Dipodomys spectabilis (banner-tailed kangaroo rat), 1608 nucleotides long. Its product is annotated as extensin-like. The transcript has 3 exons. Bases 1 to 1608 code for a protein of 535 amino acids. The record is from RefSeq and is a predicted model, not a curated record. NCBI's taxonomy places the organism in Eukaryota, Metazoa, Chordata, Mammalia, Rodentia, Heteromyidae.
AUGUCCCUUGGCGCUGGUCCGGCCCCGCGGAGCGUCCUCGACGUCCCGUCUGCCGCGUCUCGGUGGGGUGUCAGUUCUCGUGAGGCCCGUGGGAAGAUCCCAUCACGGGAUCCUGAAGGGCGCGCGCCGCCGUUGGCGUCGCGGCUGGCGGCGAGGGCCCGCGGCCCGCCCGCUCGGCCCGGGCCUCCGCCCAAGGGAGACGGCGUGGCAUGCCUGGGGACGGUUCGCAGAGGGGGCGCCGCACCGCGCCACCGCACCGCGCCACCGCACCGCACCGCGCAGCACCGCGCCACUGCACCACCGCGCCACCGCACCACCGCACCGCACAGCACCGCGCCACCACACCACCGCACCGCACAGCACCGCGCCACCGCACCACCGCGCCGCACAGCACCGCGCCACCGCGCCACCACACCACCGCGCCGCACAGCACUGCGCCACCGCACCGCACAGCACCGCACCACCGCACCACCGCGCCGCACAGCACCGCGCCACCGCACAGCACCGCACAGCACCGCGCCACCGCACCACCGCACCGCACAGCACCGCGCCACCGCACCACCGCACCGCACAGCACCGCGCCACCGCACCACCGCACCGCACAGCACCGCGCCACCGCACCACCGCGCCACCGCACCGCACAGGACCGCGCCACCGCACCGCACAGGACCGCGCCACCGCACCGCGCCACCGCACCACACCGCACCACCGCACCGCACCGCGCCACCGCACCGCACCGCACCGCACCACCGCACCACACCACCGCGCCACCGCACCGCACCACCGCACCGCACCGCGCCACCGCACCGCACCGCGCCACCGCACCGCACCGCGCCACCGCACCGCACCACCGCACCGCACCGCACCACCCACCGCGCCACCACACCGCGCCACCGCGCCGCACCACCGCGCCACCGCGCCGCGCCACCGCACCGCACCACCGCGCCACCGCACCGCGGCCGGUCAGAAAAGGAGUCAGUGCGUCUCCCCCACUGCCACCCUCCGCCCCGGCGCGGACCCUCUGCCCACCUCGCCCCGACGCGGCCCCUCUGCCCACCUCGCCCCGGCGCGGCCCCUCUGCCCACCUCGCCCCGGCGCGGCCCCUCUGCCCACCUCGCCCCGGCGCGGCCCCUCUGCCCACCUCGCGCUGGCAUCUCCUCUGCCCACCUCGCGCUGGCAUCUCCCCUGCCCACCUCGCCCCGGCGUCUCCCCUGCCCACCUCGCCCCGGCAUCUCCUCUGCCCACCUCGCGCUGGCGUCUCUGCCCACCUCGCCCCGGCGUCUCCCCUGCCCACCUCGCCCUGGCAUCUCCUCUGCCCACCUCGCCCUGGCAUCUCCUCUGCCCACCUCGCGCUGGCGUCUCCUCUGCCCACCUCGCCCUGGCAUCUCCUCUGCCCACCUCGCCCCGGCGCAGCCCCUCUGCCCACCUCGCCCCGGCGCGGCCCCUCUGCCCACCUUGCCCCGGCACGGCCCCUCUGCCCACCUCGCCCUGGCAUCUCCUCUGCCCACCUCGCGCUGGCGUCUCCUCUGCCCACCUCGCGCUGGCGAGAUCUCCUCUGCCCACCUCGCACUGGCAUCUCCUCUCUGCCGUCGUGAGGAGACACCUUAG